UGCUGCCCGCUGCGGCGGUCGCGGAAGGGGUGCAUGAAGGGGAAGGGCGGGCCGGAGAACCAGCGGUGCCCGUUCCGCGGCGUCCGGCAGCGGACCUGGGGGAAGUGGGUGGCCGAGAUCCGCGAGCCCAACCGCGGCGCGCGCCUCUGGCUCGGCACCUUCGCCACCGCGCUCGACGCCGCGCGCGCCUACGACGCCGCCGCCAGGGCGCUCUACGGGGACUGCGCCAGGCUCAACCUCAUGCCUGCGCUCCCCCAGGCGGCAGCGGCGGCGGCGGCGGCGAACAAUAACGCCUCGCCCAACUCCAACUGCUCUAACUACUCCAAUUCCAGUUCCUCGGCGGCGACGACCCCGACGGCGGCGAUGCAGCAGAUGAUGGCGGACGAGCUGGCGGCGGCCGCGGACCUCCACCAGCAAGAGGCGGAGGCGGAGGACUUCGAGGACUACGUGACGCGGCUGCCCAAGGCGGAGGACUUCGGCCUCGGGGGCUUCCAGGAGGUGCCCCCCGAGGUGUUCGACGAGGCCGCCGGCGGCGGCAUCUGGGACCACACCGUCGCCUGGCCGUCCUCGGCCAUGAUGCUCGACUCCACCCUGCAGGUCGUCCCUCUUUAAUUGACUGGACGACGACUCGACU
This is a messenger RNA of Panicum hallii, 634 nucleotides long. Its product is annotated as dehydration-responsive element-binding protein 2C-like. The transcript is spliced from 2 exons. The coding region runs from base 34 to 612 and encodes 192 amino acids. Gene Ontology annotation, cellular component: nucleus. The record is from RefSeq and is a predicted model, not a curated record. Gene Ontology annotation, biological process: response to stress; positive regulation of DNA-templated transcription. Lineage: Eukaryota; Viridiplantae; Streptophyta; Magnoliopsida; Poales; Poaceae. Gene Ontology annotation, molecular function: transcription cis-regulatory region binding; DNA-binding transcription factor activity.